Messenger RNA from Rotaria socialis, 2442 nucleotides. Lineage: Eukaryota; Metazoa; Rotifera; Eurotatoria; Philodinida; Philodinidae. The record is from the annotation of a GenBank genome assembly.
AUGAUUGUGCGUCUCCAUUCACCUCUAUUGAAGAAAAAAGAAGAGAAAGUUAAUAAAAAAUUAUGUUCUUUCAAUAUUAAAGUAUCGAGUUGUCCUAAUGAUCCGAAAGUUGUUACUAAUAUGUCGUCACACGUACUAUCAAAUGAAGAAACUCUUUGUCUCGCUAAUGGAUUAAAUUAUGGUUUAGUGCCUAAACGUAUUGAUUCGAUGAAUGUCGUCAGUAAUGUAGAGCAAUUUUUUCACCAUGUGACUGACAUCUUUCAACAGCACAAGGAAUUUAUGAAAGAAUUAAGGGAAAAUGAAGUCAAGAUGGACAGCGAUGUGCGUGUUUUAAACACAAAAGAGCUUACCCUGGCUAGUGACUUACGUUGGAUUACUCGGUCAUAUUUACGGAAAGCUGAAGAUUUUCGAUUACAAAAAAAUAAAAUCGAUUCUAAAGAAGAGGAUUAUCGUCACCUUCUGAAGAAAUUAAAAGAAAAUACCUCAAUAAUUAUUACUCGUCCAGACAAAGGAAGAGGAGUUGUUGUGAUGGACAAGCACGCCUAUGUAAGCAAAAUGCUCACUAUUCUCAAUGACUCAUCAAAAUUCUCAUGCUUAUCUGAAGAUCCUACAAUCAAAAGAGAGGGUAGUUUGAUGAGAUUAUUACUACGACUGCACAAUGAGAAAAGCAUUACGGAUCAAUUUUUGAAUUUUGCGCGUCCUAUUGGAUCCAAUCCUGGGCGACUUUACGGUCUUCCAAAAAUCCAUAAAAAAACAGAAAACGUACCACUUCGAGAUGUACCACUUAGACCAGUACUCUCGUCGGUUGGAACGUUCAAUUAUAGACUUGCGAAGGCUUUAACUCAUAUGUUUUCGGAUAUUAUAAAAAAACAAAACAUCAUUCGUGACUCGUUUUCUUUUGUUAAAGAGUUAAAAGAAUUACCAAAAGUUAAAUCAAUGUAUAAGAUGGUAUCGUUUGAUAUUACGAGUUUAUACACAAAUAUACCAGUUGAUGAAACUAUUAAAAUUAUCCUGAAGCAUUUAUAUGAAAUUCGGUCUACGCCACCUCUUAUUAAACAGGAUGAUAUGGAGCAACUCCUGAUAUUUGCUACAAAAAGAUCUCAUUUUCUUUUUGAUGGUAAAGUUUACGACCAAAUUGAUGGAGUAUCAAUGGGAUCUCCUUUGGCACCUCUACUUGCUGAAAUUUUUCUACAAGAAUUCGAGAGGAAAUAUUUACCAUCAUUUGAAGAUAUGGGAAUUAUUUACUGGAAACGAUACGUUGAUGACACUUUUGUACUACUCAACCCAAACUUUUCCAGAAAAGAUGUUUGUGCUAAUCUAUCAAAACUUCAUCCGUCUCUUCAAUUCACUUCUGAAGAGGAAAAUAAAGAUACAUGCACACUACCAUUUCUUGGUGUACUCGUUCAAAGGCAAGCAGGUAUCGGCUUUCAUACUGGGAUCUACAGAAAAGAAACCUUUACUGGUCUCAUUACAAAAUGGAGUAGCUUCGUUCCGAAAAUUUAUAAAUAUAAUACAAUUUCUACUAUGAUUUACCGGGCUAUUCAACUUUGUUCCUCAAAUAAAUCACUCCAUGAAGAGUUCGAAUUUAUUCGAGAAUUAUCAACUAAAAAUGGCUAUCCUGCUGGUUUUGUAGACUCAAUUAUUGGACCAAAACUGAACAUUAUAAAUGCACCUCCUUCUCCUCCUCCUUCUCCCUCUAAUACAUCAACUCCUAAAACUGAAACGGUAGUAUUUAGAAUACCGUACAUCGGCAAAGAAUCUCAUGUGUAUGGGAAGCGUAUUACAUCUACUGUUCUUAAUCACUAUCCACUUAAAAAAAUACGCCUAAUCUAUGAUGUAAUAGACCGUAUUGGACGCGGCUUCUCAAUGAAAGAUGUUGUUCCAAAAGAGUUAAUAUCUCACGUUGUCUAUGAAGCAACUUGUUCCAAAUGUGAUCAAAAAUAUAUUGGCCAAACAUGCCGACACCUAAAAACAAGAAUGAAUGAGCAUUUAACAAAUCAAAAUAAAUUCAUACCUCAACUUUCAAAAAAGGCAGCAAUAACGCUCAAAAGAAAUAAUAAUUCUCAUAAAUCAACUAUUCAACAACGUCCUGUAACUCGAUCUCAAACAGGAAAACUACCACCAAUGCGAAUUCACCUAAACCAAGAUGAUCUUAAUGAACUAUUUAAAGAAACUAAAAUAAACCAAAGCAUUGAACCACCACAUAAACCCACAUCAGCGAUAACAAAACACUAUCUUUCAACAGGUCACGUUUUACAUAACAGCGAUUUUCGUGUAUUGCUAAAAGAACAGAAUCGAUAUCGACUAGUGAUCAAAGAAUCAUUGUUGAUUAAAGCUAAUGAGCCGAAACUGAAUGGAAAAGAAAGAUCAAUGCCACUUUACAUCUUUCCAAAUGGCACUGAAAUAAAAAAAAAACAAUCGAAAAUAAAAUCAACAGGUUGA